Molecule: messenger RNA, 2100 nt
Organism: Trichosporon asahii var. asahii CBS 2479
Lineage: Eukaryota; Fungi; Basidiomycota; Tremellomycetes; Trichosporonales; Trichosporonaceae
Exons: 8
Coding region: 1-2100 (699 amino acids)
Biological process (GO): DNA-templated transcription
Molecular function (GO): zinc ion binding; DNA binding
Source: RefSeq, a predicted model, not a curated record
AUGGUGACCUCUGAAGGAGCCACCGACCCCCUUGUCGACCCCUCACUCCCCACGCUCGCCUCGGCCGAUCCGAAUUCCACUCCCGAUAACCAAAAUUCAGGCGGCGGCGAGGGCGGUAAACAACAAGCCGCCACCUCCGGUUCGAAGAAGCGGAAAGACGACUCGUCAAAGGACAAGGACAAGAAACCCAAAAAGACCAGACAAACACAAUCAUGUGACGGGCGAGAAAUGCGACAGGCCACCGCCUGGAAGCGCACCAGCAGAUUCACCAACCAUCGAUGUGUGCACACACUGCAAGCAGCUCGGCAUGGCCUGUAUCUGAAGCGCAUGCAGGCGCUGAGCCAGGCUGCUCUUAACGAGAGCAUGGACAUGAGCGGACGGCCUGUUUCCAAGUUUCCGGUCGAGUUACGCGACGACGUCCUCGGCGGCCCUGGUCCUGGCACCCUUGCCAAUCAGAACGCCCUGCACCGCAGCGCCCUUUCCGUGCAAGGAGGCGGCCAGCCGAUACCUCGUGGCCGGGAUGCUGUCGAAGACUGGGGACCUGCUCUCGCCCGCACAGUGGCUGCGCACCAAAGUGGCGCCGAUCCGCACGCAUCAACGUCGGACCGACCCCGGUUAUCACUCAGCUUCAUGAGCAGUGGAGGUCCCGCCGAGGACCCUGCAGCGAUGGACGCCCACCGCCGUUUGUCUGGUCCCCAGACGUCGCCCAACUACAACUCGAACUACAUGAUGCCGAGUAACGUGAACCCGCUCGAGGCCAUCAUUCCCCGUCCGCUCCUCCAUCACAUCAUCGACCUGUACUUCGACUAUGUGUACUGCCUCAUACCGGCACUGCACAAGCCGACGUUCAUGCGCAACCUGCAUAACAGGCGGGAGGAGCAGCCGGGUCAGGAGGAAUGGGUUGCGCUCGUGCUCGCUGUCGUCGAGGUGACGCUCGUCCAGAUGCCGAGGAGUUUCGUCGCUCUGUCCAAGCAGGAGAUCAAGACCUUGUUCGCCAACUGCAGCAGGGCAGUCAAGAGUUACCUCGACCGUGACUUCUCCCAGCUUACCAUCAACCGGAACAUCAUCUUAUACUUUUUGAUGUGCUCGCAACUGUGGGGAUCGAACUGCUUCCUGGCUAUGAAGAUGCGCUUGCACGAGGAGGCCAGUUACAAGGAUCUCAACCCGAUCGAGCGUGAGAUGAGGAAGAGGGUCUUCUGGCUGCUGUAUGGUGGCGACAAGACGGACGCUGCUGUGGACAACCAACCUGUUGUCUGGCACGAGGUGGACUGCAGCGACGUGACGCUGCCCUCACCACUGGAUGACGAGUUCGUCACCGAGGAAGGCUACCUGCAGCCACCCGAGGGACACGAGCCUGUCCUCGCUGGGUUCUAUUACAUCAGCAAGCUGUUCCGCCUUCUCGGCCAGCUGCUGGACAAGAAGCGCCACGACAAGGUCAAGCCUCCGUCUGGUGUCGCUCUGCAGGUCCGCCUUAACGAGGUCGAGGAAAUCUUCCAUCAAGUCAUGACCUUGAUGGACGACUGCCCGCCAGCACUCAAAAUUGACAUGAACGGAACGGCUGCAAUCGACGAGCAUUGGGACGCUCAGGUCUCGGCGGAUAUCCGCCAGCUGCUCUUUGAUCCGACCGCCAACCGCGCUAUCGUCAAGGACACCUUCCUUGUCCAGCAGGCGAACAUCUAUGUUACGCAGCAGAUGGUCCGCUACAUCGCACUGCAGUACCGUGAGGAGCUUGGCAUCCUGCAGGACAAGGAGUUCAGCAGUCUAGAGGGCAACCAGCCGCCAGGUGCUCCAGUUCGCCGUCGACCACCGCCACGGACGCGAUUCCUGGACGAGGAGAAGCACCAGAUCGCAAGCGACCUGCUGGUGAUUCUGUCAAAGAUUCGCAUCGAGGUCAUUGCGGUGAACAGCAUCUCGCUCGUUGCCAAGAUUCGUUUCGUGGCGAGCACCCUGCUCGAUGCGCUUCAACAGCCUCAGAACAGCACGGAUCCCAGGACGCUAGAGGGCAACGCGCGCGCCCAAGGUCAUCUCUGGGACUUCCUUCGCAUCCUGUCGGACGUCGAGGCGCUCAUCGUCAUGGACGACAACGACGGGCAGGAGUAA